GGAACGAAAUAGCGUAGUUGAUAGCUGUAUUUUGAGAACUGGUUGUCACUAAAACUGGGUUACUGAUCUACUGCGACGUGGGACAGUGACACCAUGGAGCGGAGGCAAAGAUUGAACGUGGCAAACGGGGUCAUUUCUGGAGUUGUUAUUUUGUGUGGAAUUAUCUAUGCUGCAUUGACGGGUUCUUUCCGCAUCGCCAACUUUUCGACCCAUGUAUGGGGCUAUUGCUUUGCGCAUAUAACUUCUGGGAUUUGUGGGAUCGUUGCUGCUGCGAUCAAAAGAACUGGUCUCUACAUCACCCACCUCGUGUUAAGCAUACUGGCCCUUUGCGUGAUGGCCUACGUCACUUACUUGUUUGCCUUCAGCGCCAUCGGCCUCUGCUUUAGCAGAUGUGAUUGGACGGCCAUUGUCAUUAUGAUCAUCCUCAUCCAUGCCUGCCUGCUCACACUGGCCAAUUGCAUCGUGUCUGGUAUCCUUUCCCAGGAUCCGUCACCCAUACCAACUCAACAAGUGCCCCAAAUUGCUACUGUAGAAAUGAGCAGCACCAGACACGUGACCCCCCAGUAUGUGACACCCCAGGGCACCUACUUGCCACCUGACGGAGCCUACAUGACAUACAUGACACCCGAAGGAGGCUACGUGACACCCUCGGACCCACCUCUGCCACAACACCAUGACCCGCCUACGCCCCAAUACAAUGACGAACCUCCGCCCUAUAGCUAAUACCACGACAUCGUCAAAAACGUUGCUUGCUAGGCAGUGGGGAAGAAUACCUUUUUGUGUAGCCGACUGUUUUUACACUCGGCCAAUAUGACAGUUAUAACCAAAAACUAGCUGCUGUAUUUGUUACCACUCGUUUGUACAGAUGUUAAUGUUUAAAAUUAACAUUAUUUUCAUAGAUACCCUUUUUCUGAUAAACCGUAUUCUGCAAUAUUUAGGGGCGGGGUGGGUAGUGUUUAUCGUUUAAAGUCAUUAACAUUUUGUGCUUUGUAGUGCACUUAAUUCAUAUUAUGUUAACAUAUUCUCACAGUUUUCGUUCAGAUGAUACAUAUAUUGUCUAAUAUAAGAUUAUCGGCAAAGUGACAAUGGAAGACAAAUAGGCACAAGCAGCAAUUUAUGGCUCCAUGCUCUUUUCUUGCUUUAGCUCUAAAGAACUUAAUUAGCCAUUAAGAACUUCCUGAAUCUUGUAUGGAUCCUGUCACUUCCAGUAAUGGAAAGUGUUCCUUCAUUUACUUUAACCAGGAAUUAUCAUCGUCCUAGCUUAGAUACAAACCAUUGUGUACUGGUUUUGGAUCAUGACACUUGCGACUUUGGAGACAGUUCUGAACUUUUAAGAAGGUUGAGGUUCCAUUGCAACCUUGGCAUUUGCACUAACUGAAUGGAUGACAUCACCUCAGGUUUGGACAUACUGAUGAAAGAAGAAUGUGAAGACUUUCAACACGUUGUUCAGUCGUAUUUAACGGCACACGGAAGAUUAUAUUCAGGUUGAAAAGGGAACAGUUCUCUAAACCUCUAUCCUGGCAUGUAUUGCCGGUCCCAAAGAAUGCCGGUUUGGAGGGCUUCCACUGUAUUUAUGGUGCUAGUCAAAAUCUGGAAGUACCGGAAGUCCGGGAAGUUUGGAUUAAUUCAUUACAAAGCAUACUGUCUUAAAUUUAUGAAUAUCACUUGGGAAAAUGAACCUCAAAACAGAAGAACCCUUUGUUCAAACAUUCAGGAAAACAGAAAAUAUCGUGACCUUAGCUGAAAAAAGGUGCAAGGUUCAAUGUGAUUCACAUGAUAUGAAUUCAAAUGUAAGUCUAUCUUAAACAACGAAACAAACGUUUCCAGUGAUCUAUUUUCAAGAAUAUAUGCAAAAAUUACCUUGGACAUUCUUUUGAUUUACAUCAGACCCCCGUCCAUUGAAGUGCAGCUAAUGGGAGCAUUUCAGCUAUUUUAAGGAUGCUUCCUUAUGUCAAACAUAGAACUUAAGUGCUGAGAAUAUCCAAUCUUGACUAUCCUGAGGAACAGAUUCCAUUUGGUGUAAAGGAAGAAUAGAUGUGAAAAUCAAGAUG
This is a messenger RNA of Haliotis rubra (blacklip abalone), 2051 nucleotides long. RefSeq lists its product as uncharacterized. NCBI's taxonomy places the organism in Eukaryota, Metazoa, Mollusca, Gastropoda, Lepetellida, Haliotidae. Bases 94 to 723 code for a protein of 209 amino acids. The record is from RefSeq and is a predicted model, not a curated record. The transcript has 6 exons.